Molecule: messenger RNA, 2697 nt
Organism: Candidula unifasciata
Lineage: Eukaryota; Metazoa; Mollusca; Gastropoda; Stylommatophora; Geomitridae
Source: the annotation of a GenBank genome assembly
AUGGGCUUAUUAUACAGACAGUUUCUUCGAUGUAGAAUGAUUUUAUUAUCAUAUUUGUCACACCAUCCAAGGUUAGUUUGUAUUAUUCUGGGGCUGUUUUUGCUGCUGCUGUCCUUGGCUCAUGAAAGACCUAGACAAAUACUGUCAUAUGGCAACAGAUUUCAAGAUAGUUCUACUUUCAUCCGAGAACAAAUUCAGCAGUGGAGUAAUAAGGCUGAGAGAACUAAACCCAAAUCUGUCCGAGAAUGUAAGCUGUUUUCUCUACAGCCAAAAACUGAGCAGUUGUUGGCGUUCCAUCGACCCAGCUGUCGAAGGAUACCACCAUUGCCAGGCUCGUGUGAUCUGGCAAAUGAGAUUUUCUUUUCAGAGCCCCCAGCGACAUGUUCUCAUCAGCAGUCAUUUAAUUUCUGUGAACUGAAGAAAUCAGUCAAUGGGAAAUGGGAGGCACAGUGCAAUGAGACUCAAAGUGUAGCUUGUAUAUCUCCACUGUCAGUUGGUAAAAUUGACCGACAGACAGGAGCUCUGAAAUGGGAAGAAACUGGAACAUCAAGGAAAACCGCAGAAAUGAUUACAUCUUAUAUUCAUCAUUCCAGAAGUGCACUCAGGCAUUAUGGUUUUUGUUUUAUUAGAUGCAUGAUAAAACAAUUCUUGUUGGAAAAUGGUCCUAAGGACUUUGAUGACCCAGAGAGAAAUGUGUAUGAUGAUGAUCAAAGAAAUGUAGACAGCGAUGAUAAAAGAAAUGUGCAUAACGAUGAGAGAAAUGUUUUUGCUGAGCAGCUUCUGAUUUUGCCGCCACGGAUAGAGCCCUUUGAUUCAGAUUCGGUAGCAUCUCAGAAAAAUAAUUUUAGCAUUAAUAUCAUGUUAAUUGAUUCUGUCUCACGUCAGCAUUUUUUUCGGUCAUUACCAAAAACUGUUUCAGUUCUUAAAGAGGUCACAUCAUUGCUAGAUUCCGAAACUACUGUCUUAGAUUUUGAAUUGGUACAAGCUGUCAGAUCACGAACAUUUGAAAGUUUACAGGUGAUAUUCUCAGGUGAAAUUGACCCUUCAGAGAAACCAUUUGGCACUCAAGAUACGCCUCCACAACCACUAAAACUUUCUUACCUGUACGGGAAGUUUAAGAAAAAGGGUUAUCAUACAUUGUGGAUUGAAGAUUUAUGUUAUUUAUGGGAAUGGGGAAUAUCUAAAGAUCUUCAUUUUCUCAACAAGAGCAGCAGUGACGAGGAUACCUGGAAAAGAUUGUGGAAGAUCCUGGAUAAAAAUAACAUUGAUAGUGUGGAAGUCACUUUAGCCAUGUGUGAAGUUCUCAAAGCAAAUCAUGUACCAGACCACUUUCAUGGUCCAGAUGCAGUGUGCUUCAACGGAAGACACCAACAUGAGUAUCUAUUGGAGUAUCUGCAGCUGUACCAGCAGACUUUAGAGUCCCAAAAGCUGCCUUAUUUUAUGUUUUCACAGACAAAUGUUGGUCAUGAAGGAAGGGGACGAAGAGUCCAGACAUUGGACACGUCUCUCGCAAAUUACAUAAAAUUCACAGCCUCACUACAGGACACGCUGACAAUAAUCUUCUCUGAUCAUGGGAACUCUUAUGGGAGCUUCAUGAGUGCAACACAGGAAGCUCGUAUUGAACUAUUUCAUCCCUUCAUGUUGUUUGUUAUACCAAAUAAAGUCGCUAAAAUACUCGGGGAAAACGCUAUGCUUUCUCUAAGUGUAAACACAGAUCGUUUAGUUAGCUUUUUAGACCUUCAUUAUACUAUCAAUCAUAUAGUUGAUCCUGAGAGUUUAGAAAAGACUGCGAAAAGACAAUUUCCAGUAUCCAGAAAAGGUCUGUUAGAACCUGUAGAUGUCAACCGUACCUGCAGUGAUAUCCCACGUAUCAUGCCCAAUCUCUGCAUCUGUCAAAAUUAUGAUACAUCAGUCGCCAACGAAUCUGACUUUAACCUGUUUGCAUAUUUUGCUAUUGGCCAAUUAAAUGAUGAAAUACAACGACAGCUUUUGUCCUUGCAUAUAAAGAAUGCAGAAAUAAAUUCAGGCAACACAUUGGUGGCUUUCAAGAAUUGUGAAAGACUGAUUCUUCAGGGAGUUCACAACGUGAGGAGGAGCUUUGAUCAGAACAGAACACAGACGUUGAAAAUGGACUUGCAUGUACAGAAAUCUCAAGUAUUCUUUGUCGCUGUGAGUAUAACAUACAACCUUCGCAGUCAAGGUGACCAUAAGACUGAGCUGAUGAUGUACGACCGUAUAACCCCGUAUGGUAUAUUCUCUGUAUGUGCCGACAACAUAGACCUGUCCUUGUGUAUAUGUGACACCUCCAGGUCCUCGACGAAUUCUUUAAAAAUUCCAGAAAAAGACGACUUAGAAAAUCUGGAUCUUUUGCCAGAGUUUGAUGUGCUAGUUCAGGAUGUUAGCAGCCUUGAUCGUUGUUUAUUUUUGGUAACAGUUAAGCACGAGCGGGGUGCGGUCGUGUUUUUAGCAAAUGUUUGCCAGAAAAGGAGUUUUAUUGUCACUGCUGCACUGGAAGCAGAUGAUCAUCUGGUCUACUCUGUGCCGCCCUUGCUCCCUGUGGUUCUGCCUGGAGGAAUGGUGGUGCUGGGUUUGUUGUUUGCUGAGACUGGAGACACCUGGACUGGUUCUGUGAAGGUUUCCAGCCAAGUUGUCAGUGAUGUGAGUUACUUAGGUAGUGGAUGGUGGCGUAAGAGUUAG